GGGCGCAAUUGCAGUUUUGGGUGAAAAACGGUGAGUCCAACUACAAAUACUCAGGGACGGAGGUAGUAUCUAACUAUGAAAUAGUUGAACUACAAGCUGCCGCUGCUUAGCCAUUGAACAAAAGGAGUUGAGAAGCUAUAGAAUCAGGGUAGAUAUCAAUCAAGUAAAACUCAAGAUUUUGAAGCUGGGACAAGCACCUGAGUUGGAUAGAGCUGUUUGUGGUGGAUUCACCAUUUUUACUCGAGAAAUUGGCAAGGAGACAGGUUGGCGCUUGGAUUUUUAGCAUACAAAUGAGUCUCUUUUUGGCACACAAGAUCACGCUGCUGCACUUUGAAACUCUGGUUAGCAUAUAUGUGAUGCAAAUGCUGAUAUUCUUACUGGGUCAUCCGGCAGAUGAUCGACAGUGGAGAGCUGGGCAAAGAUUACUUGCAGAAAGCCAGGAGAAGAGUCAUCAGUGGGUUAGGCCAACUGCCCCAGGGAAUGACCGGGACAAUGACCGGCGGAGGAAUAACCGGCCAAGGGAGCGGCAACCUGCCCCCGAAAAGGAACAGAUCGGCAUGAUCUUCGGCGGACCCGAGGGUGGAGAUUCAGCCGCGCAGCGGAAGAACUGGGUCCGGAGCAUUUACGUCGGAGAGGUAAGUGCUGAACCGCCCAGGCGUAAGCAUACUAGGAGGGAGCCUAUCGUCUUUACUGACCGGGAUCUCCCUCCUACCGGUGAAGAUCACAAUGAUCCAUUGGUCAUCACCAUGGACAUUAAUGGGGUGGAUGUCGCCCGGGUGCUUGUUGACACCGGUAGCAGUGUCAACAUCUUAUACCUGGAGACCUUCCAGAAACUCAGGUUGUGUCGAACACAACUUGAACCCCUCAAAACCCCUCUCUCAGGCUUCACGGGUGACACCGUUGAAGCUGAAGGAUCCAUAGUUCUACCGGUCGAACUAGGAUCAGGUGAAAAGACCGUGUGGAAGAAGAUGCGGUUCAUAGUUGUGGACAUCAAGUGCGUCCACAACGCAAUCCUAGGAAGGCCAGGCAUCAAUAAGGUCGGAGCGGUGAUUUCCAUGCCUCAUCUAUGCAUGAAGUUCCACACUCCAGGUGGUGUAGGUGAGGUGAAGGGCGACCAGAGGAACGCCCGGGAGUGCUAUGCCCGGGCAGUCAAGAAAAUGACCAGGGGGGUCAAUGUCAUCUCCCAAGAGAUCACAAAGGGAGAGACCCGGGAGAAACUGGAGCCCGAGGCUGAAACGGUGGAAAUCGAACAUCACCCGGGUGAUUCUUCGAGGAUGGUCAGAAUUAGAGCAAAUCUCCCCGAGGAUCUCAAGGAUCAGAUUACACGGGUCCUCCAAGAAUACGCGGGCAUAUUCGCAUGGAGCGUGGCGGAUAUGCCCGGGAUAGAUCGCUCUGUUAUCUGCCACCGGUUGGCCGUGAGGGAGGGAAGUCGACCGGUACGCCAGAAAAAGCGGUACCUGGCCAUUGACCGGCGAGACUUCGUCAAGAAGGAAGUGAAAGACCUCCUCAGUGUUGGUCACAUCCGGGAAGUCAAGAGGGCUCAUGGGGAGACUCCAUUCUCUCUAACCUAUGGGUGUGAAGCAAGGCUGCCCAUCGAAGCCGAAUUCCCAACGUUCCGGGAAUCAAACUAUCAACCCCAACAAAAUGAGGAAGAUCACUUGGCCGAACUCAACUUGGUCGAAGAGCGGAGAAUGGCCGCGGAAGUCAAAAUGAGCACAUACCAACAAGUUGUGAAGAAGUACCAUGAUAACAAGGUGGUCACUCCACUUUAUGCCGGCCAGAGGGGAAACGGUGGGGAAUUUUAUAAAGACAAAUUUUUCCUUCCACAGCCGGUUUCUUUGUGGAAGGUCAGAAAUGAAUUGGCGACCGUUACGGCCCUUGAAAUAGACAUAGCCGUCGCAACCCGACUUACCGGGAAGGACUUCAAACAAAUAGAGGAAAAAGCGAAGAGAAGGGUCGAUUUUGAGAUGGGAACAGAUAUUUACAAAAGCGUUAAGAAAACGGUGGGCAUUGGGCGUAAGUUGCCCGGGGAGGAUUUUGAAACAGUGGCACAAUUCGACAAGGAGGGGACGGAGGGGGAAGACGGUGCCACUCUCCAGGGAGAUGAUAUGGAAUCCUACCCUAUUGUCCCGGUGAGGCUCGAUGAUAUUGCGCCAGUUGGGGUCGUAUUCAAGGACAUACCCCUCCGGGAGAUUCCUACGGGCUUUGUUCUGGGCAAUCUUAGAGACCCGGGGGUAGAUGUCAAGCGGGUAGCUGGAAGGGAGAGGAAAAUAACCGGCGGCAUCUAGCCGGUUCACCCAUCCCUCGUACGACUCGCUGUCAGGAUCAUAGGGAGCCGGCUCAUCGUCAACCGGUUCAUCCCUCUCCUGAGAAACCUGACCGGGCAUCUGGUUAACAGGUUGCGGUUCAGGGACGGUGGUGUUGGGGCCUGACCGGGUCUCGAAGCUGGAUAAAGAGGACCCGGUCGAAGAAAAGGAGGUUGAAGAU
Messenger RNA from Cuscuta campestris, 2487 nucleotides. Lineage: Eukaryota; Viridiplantae; Streptophyta; Magnoliopsida; Solanales; Convolvulaceae. The record is from the annotation of a GenBank genome assembly.